AUGGACGAUGAAGCUGAGGAUAUCAAUCAGCCUGACCCUAUGGUUUGUUGGCUACAGUUCAUGGCGCGUCUCCACAUUUCCAUCGAUAUCCUUAAAAUUGCUCAGGCUGAAACCUCGCUAAAACGCGAAAUAUCGAAAUCGCACCAAAAUUGCGACAAUGCUAGACGUUGCUGUCAUCCGAGCUUUAUUAAUUACCCAUUGGCAAGAGCAGGGAAUUUAUUGGGCUAUGCGCUAUUUGCUAAAUCGGCUCGAGCAGAUCCAGAAUCAUUUUGCACUGCAUGGGACGAGGCAUCGCAGCAAUUCGUUGCCAUCUGGAGAAAGAAAGCCGAGUAUUGCUGAUUUAAGGAAAUGCCAUACUAUGUUAUUUACGCAGCGCACAAAACACUAGAGCCUACCUAUAGUAUUGAAUUAUAUAGCGGUCAAAUAUCUUAC
Messenger RNA from Strongylus vulgaris, 432 nucleotides. NCBI's taxonomy places the organism in Eukaryota, Metazoa, Nematoda, Chromadorea, Rhabditida, Strongylidae. The record is from the annotation of a GenBank genome assembly.